AUGCUCUUUCUAUUCUUGAAAAUUGCGUUAUCCAAUAAUUUCACAUAUACAGUUACAAAUGAUGAUUACUUCGGCAACUUUUUUUACAAUGGAAAGGUAUUUUUAAGAUAUUUUCAGACUGUUUGGAAUAUUAGGAGUCAAAGUUCCAGAUAUAUAAGCGGAAAAACGAAUAAAAGCGAUUUUUACAACGGAAUUUUGAUCACAUCAUCAAUUAUAACCCAAGAAACUGAAGAUAAAUUACGAAUUGAGUUCACGAUUCAAAAUAAUGGAACUAAUUCCAAGACAAUAUAUCUUCAAACUCGCUUUAAUCCAUAUUUUGGAGAUAAUUAUUAUAUAAAAGUAGAACAGUUCGGAAAUUUCCAAGGAUACAAGUAUUCAGCUCCUUCAACAAACGAAACUAUGACAGUUCUAUUCAAUGAUGAGAAUAAUGGUAAUGCCAAUUAUUAUUAUCAUAGUACAGCCUCAUCAUCUAGCUACAGUAAUUUAAAUCCGAUUUCUUCUGUAAAAUAUCACGACAUAUAUAUUCGUUGGGACAAUAUUAAUAUUGAUGUUGAUGAGACAUUAAAAUUUUAUAUGACCUUUCUUAUUCCUGAAGAAAAAAUUUCUCCAAAGAUUUCAAUUGAUUCCGAUAUAUUAGAUACAUACGAAAAAGAAUCAGAAGUAGAGAUCGGAGGACAUUGUGAUGGUUAUGAAAACGGUCAAUUUAUCAAACUUUAUUAUAUAUAUGAUGGCAAUAAUUUAGAGAAAAUAUCUGAAUUUACAGUGAGUGAUGAAGUCACUGCUCUUGAAUUUACUCUACGAUUUAACUUUCCAAAUGAUAGAACAGGAAAAUGGCUGACAGUUUGGGCAAUCACAAAAGAUGCUGUUGUGAAAAACUUUGCUCAUUUUAGAAUUAAUGUUGGAGACAAGCCGCGUCUACAAAUUUUAAAUGAUCCUUCAGGAAAAUAUUCAAGAAAUGCUGAACUUGCGUUAACAUUCACAGGAUAUGCAGAACGAUGGGCAAAUAUAUACUAUCGGUUUGAUGACGGCAGGCAAUAUAACUUACCCACUGAUUAUUAUGGUGGAAGAGAAUUAACCAUGACGAAAACGGUUUACAUUCAGUACGUAGAUUAUGGAAAACACAAUAUAACUUUCUUUUUACUUGAUGAUUACAAUCCAUCAGAAUUUUUCACAUUUGAAAUCGAAAGAAUCAAUACUGAAAGACCAAGAUUAGAUUUACCAUUUUCAUCUAGAAAGUAUUAUUUUUAUCAAGAUGACACAUAUAAUAUCAAAUUAUAUAAUACCCAAGAAGGAGCAAAAUAUAACACUAUGGUAUCAAGUUUAUGGGGACCAGCUUUUCACACCAAUUUAUAA
Messenger RNA from Trichomonas vaginalis G3, 1353 nucleotides. Its product is annotated as ribonuclease H protein family. The transcript has a single exon. The record is from RefSeq and is a predicted model, not a curated record. Bases 1 to 1353 code for a protein of 450 amino acids. Lineage: Eukaryota; Parabasalia; Trichomonadida; Trichomonadidae.